Molecule: messenger RNA, 1317 nt
Organism: Diaporthe citri
Lineage: Eukaryota; Fungi; Ascomycota; Sordariomycetes; Diaporthales; Diaporthaceae
Exons: 4
Coding region: 1-1317 (438 amino acids)
Molecular function (GO): heme binding; monooxygenase activity; iron ion binding
Source: RefSeq, a predicted model, not a curated record
AUGCGAAAAUACGGAGAUGUCGUUCGAAUAGCUCCAAAUGAAUUGGUCUUUGUCACACCUCAAGCAGCGGCCGACAUCUACGGCUCACACACCAAGAACUUGGAGCACUUCCCCAAAACUCCCAUGUUCGACGUGAUGGGAGGAUUCAAUGGCAUCACUUGGGAGACCGUCCCGGAGCUCCAUCGCCAGCGGGUGAAACAAGUCACGCCUGCCUUCUCCACCAAUUCCAUCAGAGCAAAGGAGCCCACCAUGCACAGGUACAUCGACCUUUUCGUUCAGAGCAUGUACGAGCUUGGUGCGAGGGAAGAAGGGGUCGAGCUAAGAAGAUGGUCAGAAUGGACGGCAAUGGACAUUUCAGCUGAUUUGACAUCCAGCAAUGAGAUGCGUCAACUAGAACACCGCAAGAGCUCCAGGUUUCUCAACUCCAUCUGGGGUCUCAAUUUCUUCCUGACCACGAGCCAGGUGCUCAAGAAAUUCCCAGCCCUCGCCCCGUUUCAGAUCCUGCUGCUUCCGCCGAGGGGUCUACUCAACAUGAUCAGCGCAAAGAAGACAAACAUGCAGGAGCUGGAGCGCCGCAUCGCCCGCCGCGGCACGACCAAGCACCUGGACCACUUCGACCAGCUGCUCCCGGCCGACGCAGACGAGCCCGACGCGGAGCGCAAGUCGCAGUUCGCGACCAUCGUGGCGCAGAUCCUGCUCGCCGGCUGGGAGCCCGUCGGCAGCCAGUUCCAGUGCUGCAUCAUGUUCUCGGUCCAGGAGCCCGAGACCUACCGGCUCCUGGUGCAGGAGAUCCGGGGUGCCUUUGAGAGGUACGAGGAUAUAGUCCCGGAGGCGCUCGCGGAUCUCAAAUACCUGCACGCUGCUCUGAUGGAGACGCUGCGCAUGACUGUCAUCGGCAGCCACGGGAUGCCCCGCGUCAGCCCCGGGGCGAUGGUGGACGGGCGGCAUAUCCCCAAGGGCGUAGUGGUGCAGUACAACCACCUGCGCUUCACGCGGUCGGCCCGGUACUUCCACGAGCCGCGCGCCUAUCGGCCCCAGCGGUGGCUCCCCCGCGACCACCCCUGCUGGGACGAUGCGUUCAGGGACGACGCGACGGAGCACUUCUUCCCCUUCAGCCGCGGCCCGAGGCAGUGCCUCGGGACGCAGCUGGCGUGGCGGGAGACCCGGCUCUUCAUUGCGAAGGUGCUCUGGAGCUUCGAUGUCGAGAUGGCCGCGGGCCAGAGGCGGGCCGACUUUGAUCGUGACUUCACCAGGUACGCCAUGUGGGAGAAGCCGGAGUUCAGGGUCCGUUUUCACCCGGUCCGUCGGGACGAGUGA